Exophiala xenobiotica is the source of this 1691-nucleotide messenger RNA. RefSeq lists its product as uncharacterized. The record is from RefSeq and is a predicted model, not a curated record. The coding region runs from base 87 to 851 and encodes 254 amino acids. Gene Ontology annotation, cellular component: nucleus; 90S preribosome. NCBI's taxonomy places the organism in Eukaryota, Fungi, Ascomycota, Eurotiomycetes, Chaetothyriales, Herpotrichiellaceae. The transcript has a single exon.
UCCUCACGUAUUUGCAACUUCUUUUACCCCUUCGUAUCUGCCCUCCAUAAUGUGAACACGACUUCACGCCCGGCCUAUUCAUUACCAUGGCGAGAACGAAAAUGGCAGCCCGUAAACAUGGUGGCAACAAGCGAAAACUUGACGUGACCGCAGAUGCUGAAAGUGAUCGUCCUGCGAAGCGACCUACCUCGAAAUCUGCGGCUCAGUCCAGGCAAACCGACCUCGACGAGACCAUCGCAAUGAUGGAUUCUGCUUUACUUGCGGAUCACUUCGCAAAGUGCAUUCGAAAAUUUUUCCCAAAUAGCAGUUCUAUCGAGUUGGAGGAACAAUAUCUCCCAACGAAGUCCUUCCGCAAUACCACGGCCUUCGACAAACCCCACGUUGGCACGAAGCUAUCAGAGUUCCUCGAAAAAUUUGCAGAGAAUGGCAAAGCAGAGCUUUCCACGUGCGAUGAGGAGGCAGCUCCUCAUACACUUAUAAUAGCGCCUUCAGGGAUCCGGACUGCCGACCUCAACAGAGAACUGCGCGUCUUCAACACCGAGGGGUCCAAGGUCGCCAAACUUAUCGCAAAGCACAUGAAACUGCAAGAGAAUAUCGAUUAUAUGCGAAAGAACAAGGUCGGGAUUGCCGUGGGCACCCCUAGAAGGGUCAAGGAUUUGAUCGACGCGGACGCAAUGAAGAUCAGCGGCAUACGACGCAUUGUCGUGGAUGGAUCGUACAGAGAUGAGAAGAAGAGAAGUAUUUUCGAAAUGGAAGACCUUUUUCGACCGUUGUUGGCACUGCUCAACAAGGAACAGAUUCGGAAGCGAUAUGGUGCGGAAGAAGACAAGGUCGAGAUUCUGGUGUUUUGAGCUGCUGCAACAAAAGAGAUUGAGUAUGAGAUACUCUACACCACAAAUGGCACGCGGCACAGCAUACGAAUAUGGACGAAGGCCAAGUUAUACGAGGGCAUCAGCUAGAUUCCAAAGCAAAGGGCUCCGACUCCUCAUGUCUGCUGACUCGUGUCUGAUGAGUCGCUUGGGGCUUAGAACGAUUGUCUUGCUGGGUCCGAUCAAGAUCGUUGGUGUGAACAUUGCAGCAACACAGCACGAUCCUCGUUCCUUGAACUCCACGGGCUCAUGUAGCCAACCUAUACGCGUCAGGCACCAAUGAAAGUCGAAGUGUGAAAGGCCUGAUCGGAGUAACUGAGAUUUGGUUGACUCGGUAGAAGCAGGAUAUUGAAGAUUCGUGGAAGCGAAGAUAAUAUCAUGGCUCCUGGAGAUACCUAGGUAUUCGCGCCUGAAAGCAACGCUCCUGCAAUUGAAGGCAGCUCUCGACACCGCUGGACGAGUCUACUCCGAACAGCUAUUUUCGAAGCGUUCUGGAUGUGAGCCUUCACUCAGAAUCACUCAAAGGGGCCUAGAGUUGACAGUAGACCGACCGGAACUGGGCCACAUGCCGUGGUCAAACUCCUCAACCCUGUGAAGUACUACCUCCGGAUUCCAUUUCUGACUCACAAAGGGACUGCUAGGAUCCACGCGCGUUGUGACAGACAACUUGUUGGGUUCGUGCUCAGCGUUAGUCAAAAGCACCACCGACGAGUAUUUCACCGCCAGCAAGCCGCAUUUCUGUGCAAGUCACGGCCUGUUACAUAGUCACCCAACUCAGCAAAUGCGGGGUUCUGAAUGUGCCUCUACUCGUUCAGGAAGAAU